UAAAACUUAAAAAAGAGAAACGCAAUAAGAAAAAGAUGCCACCAAAGAAAGGUAAAAAGGGAAAGAAGAAGAAGGAAAUUAUAAAAGAGGAGCCACCGGAGCCGCAAAUUCCACUGUCCGAUAUCUCCAUACACGAACACGAAUUGGACCUGCUUGAGGAUCUCAACGAUGACUACUUUUCGGCCGCCAAUCAGACUAUACAAAAACUUAUGGAAGCCAGUCGCAUUUACGAGGCUUCGAAGAUGAAAAAAUAUGUGGAUGUUAUAUUCAAUUUACAUCGUCGUUACGCGGAUGAAGUGAAGGAGACAUCCGUUUUACGUCCACAAGUGAUACGCGCAGAGAAUAAAUUACGUUUGGCUUUGGAGCUGACGGCCAAUUCUGAGGAGGCUAUGGAGCGGCUAAGAGAAGCGUUAAGCAAAGCUUGGAUGGAGAGUGAUGCUUCGUUACUGCGUGAACAGGACACACAAGAACGUCUGCAGGAGGUUAUGCUGAAAUGCGAGGGGCUUGAAAGUAAGGAAGUUAAGAAACAAGAUGAUACGUCGGAAUUCGGACAUUUAGCAAAAUAUAAAAAUAUAAUUUUGCGUGAACGCGAUCGUCUUAACGGUGAAGUGAUCGAUUUGGAGAAACGUUUGCAAUUUCAGCGAUACUACUCCGAGUCUCUGGAAUAUAUAAAUAAAAACAAUGAAGAAAAUCUUUCAAAAUUAAACGCGCACAUGCGCAUGCUCGAAACGGAGAAGGGUAAUUUCGAAGUAAAAAUACGAAGCUUACAAAAUAAUCUCGACGAUCAAAAGGAGAUCAAUUCAAGAACCGCCUUAAAGAUGGAUGCUAUAAAUAGAGAGUUAACGGAGACACAAAAGAAAUUGGCAAAGAAGAUCGCCGAUUAUGAUCAGCAGAAACAUACAUUGGAGAAAUUGCGUAACGACAAUGCGAUAAAUACACGGCAGCUACUGAAGAAUGAUGAAGAGAUCACUGAAUUACGCAGAGAACAGCGUGAAAAUGAUGAUCUCAUUCGAACUUUGCGUUUGGAGGAUAAAGUAAAGGCCAAUACGAUUGGACAAUUAACCAAGAAAUACAAGAAGACCUUACAAGAUCACAGCUCCAUUUCGUCGAAGCUAUACAAACUGAAUCGGCUAAAUCAUACGCUGGGCGAAGAUAUAACGCGUCUCAAAAACCAAAUCAAUGCGCUGGAAAAGGAUCUACUCAAUUCCACAUACAAAUUCGACGAGCUGCGUCGUGUCAAAGAGAAUUUGCAGCACGAACGUGAAGCUUUACGUAGCGAGAUUGUCAAACUGAACAAUCAAAUUGCUGAUCUCAAACACACGAUUAUGAUGCAGUCGAUAAAUAUCGAUGGUCUUCAGCUGGAUAUAAAUAAGUUGAAUGUGAAACUCGAUGAAGCGCGUAUAAAUGUAUCGAAGUCGGAGAAGGAGCGCGACGAAAUGGCACAAGAGGUUGAGACGCUGCACGAGCGCAUCGAGUAUCAGCAGGAACAAAUUCAGCUUAAGUCCAAUCAGGUUAUGGAUCUGAGCGAAAAAUUACAACAAAAACAUACAUCAUUAAUCAACAUCAAGAAGCAAUUGGAGGCAGCACACUCAGAGAAAAUGGUGCUCCGGCGAAAUUUGGAGACCUGUACUCAAGAGCGAGACAACUUCCGCAUACUGCAAACGAAAACCAAUCAUCAAACCCAACAACUCACCGCCGAAAUUAUGGCAAACCAAAACAAGAUCACGAAUCUGAAUCUACAAAUCGAACGUUUGAAUAACGACAAAAAGGAACUGCAGUCGGAGUUGAAAAAUAAAGAGAACCUCUUGGCGAGUGUGCGUCGCGAUUUACGUGAAAUGAAGACGAAGAAUGAAAAUCUACUCAAGACAAUACACGACGAUGAGUUGAAGUUCAUGAAAAUGUCCACGGAGCUUGACGAAACACGCAAAGAGAAGAAUUUAAUUGGCUUGCAGAUGGUGCGGCGCAAUGAUGAGAUUGUCGUGCUGCGUGAUAAGCUCAGCAACACACAGACAGCUUUGGAUCAAGGUCAAACUCAAUAUAAUCAGCGUGUUGAAGAUAUACGUUUGCUGAAGAUGGAAAUCAGCAAUUUGCAAACGGAGCGUGACUGCUUAACACGCGCUAUAAAGAGUACAGCCGAUAUGCGUGAGGAGAUAAUAAGAUUACAACGUUCUUUGAAUCAGGAGCGUAUUAAAGUGCGUUCACUCACGGAGGAUGCCAAAACGCCGACGGGUGUACAUCGUUGGCGUAUAUUGAAGGGCGAAGAUCCGAAUCGCUAUCAGCUGUUGGAGAAAGUCCAAAUGUUGCAAAGACGCAAUCUAAAGCAAGAAAUACAAAAGGAGAAGUUGGCGCAAGAGCUGGAUGUCUCGCAUCGCGUUUGUGACACGCUGAAACGCGUGGUAGAGAAUCUACCAACAACAGAUGUCAAGCAAAAGCUUGUGGUGACGCAGCGCAUAAAUCGCUCGCAACUCAAGAAAUUGAAAGCUCUCAGCGCCGAGCUGUCGAUCAAUCAAAUUGAGUUGAAAGCACGCGAAUGUAUUAUUGAUGAGUUUAAAGAAACUUUAAAAAGAUCAAAGCAACAACAACAGCAGCAACAACAACGAGUUUGUGAAGCAGAAGAAGAGCCCAUAACACCACCAACCCAAUCGGCUCUUUCAAGCGCUGUAGUACCUUAUGUCUACACAAGCCAGGAGGAUUAUAUGGAUUGCAUAUUUGUGGAGACCAGCGACCCCAGUCAGGAUCUGCAGGAUCUCAAAACCGGUUUGACUGUUUAGAACAGAAAGCAGUCAAUCUUUUUUAUAAAAUUUUUUUUUCCAAAUAUGGAAAUAUUGCAAGUGCUGGGGCUCCUUUCCCUGCCACAUGUCUAAACCAAAAUCUUUAUAAAAAAAAAAUUCUCUAAAAUUUAUUAGCAGGCAGAGAGAGUUUUAUAAAAUGCUUAGUAAAUAUUAUAACUGUCGAUGGUCAUUGGCAGCUCUUUGGAGUCUAUUGAAUAUUCGAAUCUUUACUGAAGACUCGAAAAUUUAUAUCAUUCUUUUCGAAUCUUCGGUAACAGUUCGUUUAAUGCAAUGAUUUUGGAAUGAUUCCUUUUUCAGAAUCACCACAGUACCGUAUUUGAAAUAAAGCACAAACAUAUGCACACUACAACAAAA
This is a messenger RNA of Ceratitis capitata (Mediterranean fruit fly), 3146 nucleotides long. Its product is annotated as cilia- and flagella-associated protein 58. The record is from RefSeq and is a predicted model, not a curated record. The coding region runs from base 36 to 2771 and encodes 911 amino acids. The transcript is spliced from 11 exons. Gene Ontology annotation, cellular component: cytoskeleton. NCBI's taxonomy places the organism in Eukaryota, Metazoa, Arthropoda, Insecta, Diptera, Tephritidae.